Molecule: messenger RNA, 958 nt
Organism: Owenia fusiformis
Lineage: Eukaryota; Metazoa; Annelida; Polychaeta; Sabellida; Oweniidae
Source: the annotation of a GenBank genome assembly
GACUAGUUCAAUUUCCGGUUCGAAACAUCUUUAAAAAUUUAGUUGAGUUUUGUAAGAUUAUGAGAACAAAGAAAGAUUUUAUUCGAAUAUUUUAAUUUUAACCAAAGUGUCUUUAUGUAAGCUUCUUGCAGAUGUAAGGAUUUGAAACAUACUUCUGGUAUUGGUCCACAGAAUCAGUCCCAAAUAUGGGGCUUCUUUUUACAAAACUUUGGAGUUUCUUCACAAAUGAAGAGCACAAGGUGAUCAUAGUUGGCUUAGACAAUGCAGGGAAAACCACAAUUUUAUACCAAUUUUUAAUGAAUGAGGUUGUACAUACGUCCCCCACCAUAGGAAGCAAUGUAGAAGAGGUAGUCUGGAAAAAUAUCCAUUUCCUCAUGUGGGACAUAGGUGGCCAGGAGUCACUUCGCUCAUCUUGGAAUACAUAUUAUACAAAUGCUGAGUUCAUCAUUCUAGUGAUAGAUAGCACAGACAGGGAGAGAUUAAUGAUAACUAGGGAAGAGUUGUACAGAAUGUUAUCUAAUGAGGAGCUAAGGAAAGCAGCUGUGCUGAUAUUUGCCAACAAGCAAGACAUUAAAGGUUGUAUGUCUCCCGCUGAAAUCUCACAGCAGUUGAAUUUAACAUCAAUAAAAGACCACGGUCAUCAUAUACAGGCCUGCUGUGGUUUAACUGGGGAAGGGCUAUAUCUUGGAUUAGAAUGGAUUGCCAAUCAGCUCAAGAGGUGAUACAACCAUACACUAGGACAUUAUCAACAUUCAUAGCCUCCAUAUGGGGAAAUUGUUAAAUGGUGGCCAUGUUUUGAAAAAUAACAUGGAGUUGAGUGGCAAAGAUGGAAAUCAGGAAGGAUUAUAAACAAGUAUACCUGCAUUCAGGCAUAUACAGUAAAACCUGUCUGAAGUGAACACUUUUUCGAUCAGCUGAAAGUGUUUUGUGGUUUCAGUAACCUAUGAGUCAUAGCCAG